This is a messenger RNA of Guillardia theta CCMP2712, 915 nucleotides long. RefSeq lists its product as hypothetical. The record is from RefSeq and is a predicted model, not a curated record. The transcript is spliced from 9 exons. Lineage: Eukaryota; Cryptophyceae; Pyrenomonadales; Geminigeraceae. Bases 1 to 915 code for a protein of 304 amino acids.
AUGAGAGGAGGAGCGAAGACCCAACCCGACGACCAUGCGCGACCGUCUGAGAGCUCGAGCAACGAGCAUGCCCGGGAGCCUGAGGCCCCGAGCGAGAAGAUGGCAUCACCCGUGAGUCGAGUCGUGCUGGAGCUGGCAAGACAUGCCGACAAGCCCGUCGCCUCCAAGCAGGAUCACGACAAGAAGGUGCAGAUCUUGUACCUCGUCAACCAGACCAUCGGCAUGCAGCGACACGCCAUGUCGCUCAAGAUCGCCGCCAAGCUUCCCGCCAUCAUCGGGGCUCACGCGGCGCAUCUAGCGUGGGUGGAUGCCCAGACCAACGAGUUCCUCGAGUUCCCCGACGGCGACGGCGGGCGCGUUAAGUUCGUUGACGUCAGAGAGGGUGGGAUAGCGGCUGAGGCGCUGAGAAAGAAGAGCUUGGUCCAGGUCAAGGACGAGGAGACCAUCGACGGCUCGUUGGGCCCGUUCGACCUGGAGGUGGGAGGGUCUGAGCACUCGCGCUCUGAAGUCCUCUGUGUCCCCAUCCUUGACAACUCCACGACUCCAUGCGCGCUGCUGACGAUCGGGAGCAACGCGGAGAGGUUCUCCGAGUCAGACGUGGAGACGACCGAGUGGCUUGCGGUGCUGCUGGGGAACGUGAUGCAUCACAACGAGCAGCUGUACGUCAAGCAGGAUCAACUGGCGCUCGUCCUCCGCAUCGCUUCUCACGCUGUCACUCUCUUCCAACAAGGAUGUGUGGUAGGAGCAGCGGAGGGCCUCCCAGCGUCCGUGACUUCCUUUGCUGCCCAGAUCGCCCUGGUGCACAGGGAAGAGGAGGAAGCGGAGCCGCUGCUGUACUGCAUCUCGUCCGAUGCUUCCAAGGACGAGGGAAGCGAGACGGAGAGCCCUGGGUGUGCGAGCACGCGGAGGAGGUGA